GAACGUCGAUACCCGCAGCCACCAUUAAACUGGUGAGCCCAACCACGAACUACAUCUUCAAUUCACACGCAGAUAAACCCGGUGAGUUCGUUCCUUUUUGUGUUUAUUCUUGUACUAUAUUGUUAUCGGCAUACUUUUCGUCAUGACUGACCAUAGCCCCAAGGUUAUUCGCAUACGAUCAACCGCCAAAACAAUCCAGCUAGUACCAUAUUGGCCAGAUAAUGCUGCAACGUGGUUUCAGAUUGCUGAGUCUGAUUUUUGUGAACAUGGCAUAACUGAUCAACGUUCACAGUUCCUUGCAGUUAUUCACGCCCUACCGCGGGAAUUCAGCAAGUGCGUAACUCUGCAGAUGUCGGUAAGUAACUCGUACGAGUUGCUCAAAGCAUCCAUCCUCAAGAGAAACGUUCUCACGGAUCGACAACGUCUGGAUGAGUUAUUUCGUAACAUCGAGUUAGGAGAUCAGUCAGCCGUGAGCAUGCUGGCAAGAAUGAAAGAGAUCAUUGGCCAAAGUCAGUUCGAUGAAGGACUGUUCAGAGAACUAUUUUUAUCCAAACUGCCACAGUCAGUUCAGACUGUACUUGUGACACUUCAGGGUGUUCUCAUAGAUGAUUUAGCUGUCUCUGCAGAUAGAAUUCUAGAGAUAACGAAACGGCCAGUUACCGAAGUAUACUCAGUUACCGAACAGACUUCGAAGAAGGAUUCUGCAAUGAUAGAGUUAAUCAACUCCGUCCAGCAGAUGCUUAGGUCAAACAAGCCUAGCAAUUCCUCCUAUCGUCGUUCUAAAUCCCCUCAACGGCAAAGCGCACGUGGACGAUCUAAGUCCAACACACGCUCUCUCAAAAAUCCUGACUGGUGUUGGUAUCACAACACCUAUGGCAAGGAAGCGAAAUGUUGUCGAAAACCUUGUGAUUUCGGCAAAGCCUCCAAGUCUGUGGGAAACUAUCCCGCCGGCACGCGUUAGCGGCAACCGUCGCCGGUGGCACUAGCCGCUUACUUUACAUCCAUGAUGUAAUGAGCCAGACUAGAUAUCUAGUCGACACAGGCGCCGAAGUCAGCGUCCUUCCUGCUACAGCAGCAGAUCGACAGAAGGAUCCUAACUUCAACCUACAGGCUGCAAAUGGAAAACCAAUUGCAACCUAUGGUCGGAAAUACGUCUAUCUGAACGUAGGUUUACGCAAACCUAUUCAGUGGAUUUUCCUAAUCGCUGACGUCACAAUGCCCAUCAUUGGCACGGAC
Molecule: messenger RNA, 1236 nt
Organism: Trichobilharzia szidati
Lineage: Eukaryota; Metazoa; Platyhelminthes; Trematoda; Strigeidida; Schistosomatidae
Source: the annotation of a GenBank genome assembly